CCAUUCCCGGGGCCAAUCAGAGCGCCCGCUCGGCCCCCUGACGUCAGUCUCCUCUCCCCUCGUCCAAUCAGGCUCGUUGAUAAUACUGUACGAGUCGCCACACGGCAGCUUCUCACUCAGGUAGACGGACCCACAGCUGCACCAAGUGUUAACUCCUCCCAGCCCACCCCCACCAGCCAAUCAGAAUGGAGGUGAACAGUACGGCCACCAUCUUGUCCUCUGCCUUCCUGGCCGUGGAAUAUGUUGAUGCAGUUUUACCUGACAACCCUCUUCAGCCUUCACUACAAUACGCCUGGAGGUAUGUGAAUGAAAACUACACUAAAUUCCAGAUCGCCACCUGGGGUUCUCUCAUCGUCCAUGAGGCCAUCUACUUCCUGUUUUGUCUACCUGGUUUCCUGUUUCAGUUCCUUCCCUUCAUGCAGAAGUACAAGAUCCAACAGGACAAGCCAGAGACGUGGGAGAAACAGUGGAGGUGUUUCAAGAUGCUGCUGUUCAACCACUUCUGUAUCCAGCUGCCCAUGAUCUGUGGAACGUACCACUUCACUGAGUUCUUCAGCAUCCCCUACGACUGGGACAGCAUGCCACGAUGGCCCUACCUGUUAGCUCAGUGUCUAGGCUGUGCUGUGAUAGAGGACACCUGGCACUAUUUCCUCCAUCGCCUGCUACAUCACCGCAGUAUCUACAAGCACAUCCACAAAGUGCACCACGAGUUCACUGCUCCAUUUGGCAUGCAGGCAGAGUACGCCCACCCAGCUGAGACAGUGAUCCUUGGGUCUGGGUUCUUCAUCGGCAUCAUGGUGUUCUGUAACCACGUGACGUUGCUAUGGGCCUGGGUCGCCUUCCGCCUGCUGGAGACCAUCGACGUACACAGUGGGUAUGACAUCCCUCUCAACCCUCUCCACCUGAUCCCGUUCUAUGCCGGAGCUCGUUUCCAUGACUUCCACCAUAUGAACUUCGUAGGGAACUACGCCUCCACCUUUACCUGGUGGGACAAGAUACUGCACACUGACUCCCAAUACAACAGACACAUAAUGAGCAAGAAAAACCAGUAAACAGACCCUCACACAGACACACGGACGCAGACACACGGACACGGACGGACGCAGACCCUCACACAGACACACGGACGCAGACACACGGACACGGACGGACG
Molecule: messenger RNA, 1153 nt
Organism: Oncorhynchus gorbuscha (pink salmon)
Lineage: Eukaryota; Metazoa; Chordata; Actinopteri; Salmoniformes; Salmonidae
Product: methylsterol monooxygenase 1
Exons: 7
Coding region: 186-1052 (288 amino acids)
Biological process (GO): sterol biosynthetic process
Molecular function (GO): C-4 methylsterol oxidase activity; iron ion binding
Source: RefSeq, a predicted model, not a curated record